AUUAUAUAUACAUUGCAUUAGAUAUUGUAUUUUCAUGUGAUUUGAAAAGUAUAUGAAAUAUAGUAGUGUUUUGUUAUUAUAAUUGAUAUCAAUGUUAGUGUCGGCACUGUUUCGGACAUCACUUGCGGUCAAACCGUGUCAUUCAUUGACCACUUUUGCCACAAAUCACAGAGUAUUUGUGGAUCAGUUUCGCCGCAUAAGUGGUCAUACAUUGCGCCGCAAUAUGGAAGAGCACGCAGUAGUGCCCGAUGUCGUGGAUCACGUGCCACAGCACGUGCUUGACGUGAAAUACGUCUCAGGUGUCGAACCAAAGUUGGGCAAUGAGUUGACACCGACUCAAGUUAAGGACAUUCCGACUGCUAUUAAGUGGCCGAUAGAAGACAAAGCACUUUACACCUUAUGUAUGACCGAUCCGGACGCUCCCAGUCGUCAAACACCAAAAUAUCGAGAAUGGCAUCACUGGUUGGUCGUCAAUAUCCCGAACAAUGAUGUGGCAAAAGGCGAUACUUUAUCGGAAUACGUGGGUUCCGGUCCACCAAAAGGAACUGGUCUUCAUAGAUAUGUCUUUUUGGUUUACAAACAGCCAAACCGUUUAACACCCGACGAACCUAAGCUUUCUAACAGAUCUGGUGAAGGCAGAGGACAAUUCAAAAUACGUAACUUUGCUAAGAAAUAUAAUUUGGGAGAACCUAUUGCCGGCAACUUUUAUCAGGCGCAAUGGGAUGAUUAUGUGCCCAAACUAUACGAACAAUUGAGUGGAGACUAAUAAACAUGAAAAUAAGUUUAAAAAAUUUCGUUUUAUUGAAUAUAAUAAUGCAUUCAGUAAUUUGUACCCAAAUAUAUAAUUAAAACUAAUGCAAAAAAAUGAUUUAAAACUUUUAGGAGUCAUAUUAAAUGAAUAAAGUUUGUUUUUGUGCUAAUUUUGAACAUUUGUCUUAUUUGUGUGAUUUUUGUAUAAAAAGAUUAAAUUUUA
Molecule: messenger RNA, 973 nt
Organism: Oppia nitens
Lineage: Eukaryota; Metazoa; Arthropoda; Arachnida; Sarcoptiformes; Oppiidae
Product: protein D3-like
Exons: 7
Coding region: 92-766 (224 amino acids)
Source: RefSeq, a predicted model, not a curated record